AUGGUCAAAUUCAGCCACCGACUAAUCAUCGCCGCCGUUGCCGCGCUUAUCACCUCCGUGUGUGCAACUCCCGCGCCCAGCUAUUCCAGAUCCUCGGUAAACCCAAUCGAAGUGUUUAGUAAUUUUACGGAAGAGCAAGGGGCCUUCGAUCUCACGGCUCAGCAGCUCAUGAUGAUGAACAGGACGAUCAACGACGACAUGCAGUCGGCAGGAGUCGGUGUUCUCUUCAUUGGGCAAGAAGAAUGUAGUCUGGCCGAAAUGGCAGUCGCGCUCAAUGGCCUGGGCCUAGAGUCCGAAAACGCGACCUUUAGCGACAUCCACAGGGCCAAAGACAAGAUGUUCGACUUCUACUGGACCGUAUCCAGCACGCCGAGCUUGGCCGUUGCGAAGGAGUGCGGUAAGGCGAUCGCUUGCCAGAGAAAUUCCGUCAUCGACCAGCUAAAUAAGAUUGCCAAUGAUUACGACCAAUUUAUCUGCGCAGGCAGUUGCGGGACGGCUGGCUUUGUGCCCACGCCGAUCACGAUCUCAGGCACAUGCGAAGACCCGUUGCUUUUUUGCAAUUAG
Molecule: messenger RNA, 564 nt
Organism: Annulohypoxylon truncatum
Lineage: Eukaryota; Fungi; Ascomycota; Sordariomycetes; Xylariales; Hypoxylaceae
Exons: 2
Coding region: 1-564 (187 amino acids)
Source: RefSeq, a predicted model, not a curated record